AUGCACGCUUUUUUCCCAACCCGGGAGUACCUCGGUACACUAACAGAACAGGCACCACCACCACCACCACCACUACCUCAACUUGCCCUUCUCGUCGCCCGAUGGUUCAUCAAGCCAAUUUCAACAUGCAGACGACCUCACAUCCCUAAAGGCUCCAAUAAGUAUACCGUCCUUGCCACCUGUCCCCUAUGUGCCUCAGGUUGGCAUAGGGUACUAACUACCAACUUCAACCUCAUCUACCGUCUCCACCACACUCUCACCAUCCGCGUCUCUCUGACCGUGUCCCAGAUUCCGACACUCAAUCUUCUCGAUAGAUCAAAAUCAUCGGAGCUAAGAGCAAGUCUACCACAGCAGAGUCACUCGUCCCAACUUGCGAGUCAUCUGGCCAAGGUUUGGUCUGACCUGCUGGUCUAUGCAAGCACUGGCAAGCUGCCUACGCGGGGAACUAACUUUUACCACGGGCUGAUAAUUCUGGUCAUCCUUCACACCACGAAUAGGGAGUCCGAGACAAUAAGGGUCCCAGCGAAGGACGUGUCGGCCGAUUGGACUGCUCAGUCCCCGGAAUACUUCAGCGUGCGGACACAAAUAAUUGAAUUAGCUCAGCGGUCCCAGGCCGAUUCCGAAACGGACAGCAUUCCAUCCGGCGCCAAGAUCGGCAAACCAAGAAGUUGGACGGAGCCACGGCGUCGCCAAGGGUUCAACAUCGCCAAACGGACAACUAGGAUGCUGUCAAAGCAUGCGGCCGGCGGAGUUAUCAUCAUCAACAUCAUCAUCAUGGACGUCCGAGCGGCAACAUGGCCAAACAUGGCACACUUGCUGAUGGAGGCUGAAGUUAGCAGACAACUCCAAGCCAGCCUGUCCCAUCUACACAGCGACGCUAGCCCCAUUAUGACGCAACUGAGGGGACGCUGCCAGUUCUGCACGGGUCACACCAUCCACACCCGUCAGGUGAGGGAGGUCACCGUCAAACCCCUUGGCCCAAUCCACUGUCCGCCACUGGUGCUGGGGGGGUUGGCCCCAAUUGGCGAAACCAUCCGGAUUCCUACCACGACGCAGGAUGCAAAUUGCAGAGCAGUAUCCAGGGGACCAGCAGCACGUUUUGACGGCACGACGGCUACCCGCUUCACCAGUCGGAUAUUUCCCGGCUGCCUCUCACUCUUGCCGUACGGUACCGCACUUCUGGCUGAAGGGUCUCAGACCGAGCAGUGCGAGCCUGAGAUCCUCCUCUCCUUGUCAGACGUCUCCAUUCGUUGGAUGCCUGCGGCGGGGAUUACGAGCAGGGGAUCGACAUUGGCGUUUCCGAAAACAUUUUACACCCGCCGGAUCCGAAGUCGAACACACACCCGUUACAGCCGCCCUGUCAGUUGCUGGUUGGUGAUCGCGUCUCGAGGCGCAGAGAGCCGCUGGCGCGGUGAGCCUCCAACCGCAUCCGAUGUUUCUGAAGAUGCAGAUGCCGUUAAGCCGAGGACACCAGCAACGUUCCCGCAGACAUCCAAGAUGGGCUUGGAUCCAUCUAAUCAGAUUACCUUUCCACGCCUUCGUCCAAAACCGGCUCAAUUCUUGAACAAGAAAGACACCGGACGGCACAUGCUGGACAAUCGAUCAUCCCAUCUGCCAGACCCAAGUGCCUGGGACGAUAUCGAAUCAGGCUAUAUCGCCGAGCUCUACGAGUGCAGGGAGAUUGGGUUCAAAGACAUCGUGGCCGAGCAUUCCACGGCGGGGGACCAGGCGCCGAGACACAAUGUCUCGAGCUAG
Colletotrichum lupini is the source of this 1755-nucleotide messenger RNA. RefSeq lists its product as uncharacterized. Lineage: Eukaryota; Fungi; Ascomycota; Sordariomycetes; Glomerellales; Glomerellaceae. The record is from RefSeq and is a predicted model, not a curated record. Bases 1 to 1755 code for a protein of 584 amino acids. The transcript is spliced from 12 exons.